This is a messenger RNA of Pochonia chlamydosporia 170, 555 nucleotides long. RefSeq names its product GCN5-related N-acetyltransferase (GNAT) domain-containing protein. Gene Ontology annotation, molecular function: acyltransferase activity, transferring groups other than amino-acyl groups. Lineage: Eukaryota; Fungi; Ascomycota; Sordariomycetes; Hypocreales; Clavicipitaceae. The transcript has a single exon. The record is from RefSeq and is a predicted model, not a curated record. The coding region runs from base 1 to 555 and encodes 184 amino acids.
AUGACGACACCUACUCUCCAAUUCCGCGCAGCCGCUCCCAUUGACGCCCCCAAGGUCCAACAACUCGUGGAAUCAGCCUUUCGAGCAAACGACUCUCGCCAAGACUGGACCGGCAACGUCGAGCUCGCCGCCCACUUCCGCCUCGCCGUGGACGAAGUGCGCGCAAAGCUAGCAAACCCAGACAUCAUCACCCUCGUGGCCCUUGAUGCCGACAACCCCGCCGUGGUGGUUGCGACCAUCGAGGUGUCAAAACGCGACGGCGCAGGUCGUCUCUCCAUGAUUGCAGUCGACCAGUCCUACCAGCAGGGCGGCGUGGGACGACAGGUUCUCGAGUAUGCUGAGGAGUACUGCCGUCAGAAAUGGGACGUGAAGAAGUUUUCGCUGAAUGCGCUCUCGACGCGCAAGGCGCUUAUUGAGUGGUAUGUACGGCGGGGGUACGAGAAGACUGGGGGAACGAGUGCGUUUCCGAGGGAGAGGUUUGCGGAGUUGACGUUGCCGGAGGAUAUGUGCUUUAUUGAGCUGGAGAAGGAUUUUGUUGGGGGACUGAGUGGCUGA